AUGUCUGAGGAAAAUAAUUCGGCAGAGCCAGAAGUUCACCCUGAAAGUGAAGAAUGUCCCGGAGAAGAUUCAUUUGGCUUUGGAGAUGAUCUGGAGCUUAACCGGUUCGACGGAUUGCCCUUUUCCUCACGGUACUACAAAUUACUAAAAGAGAGGAAAGCUCUGCCGGUGUGGAAGGUCAGGUGCCAGUUUGAGGAUGUUCUGGUCGACAACCAGCUGGUUAUUGUGUCUGGGACAGCCAAGACUGGGAGGAGUACGCAGAUCCCUCAGUGGUGCGCCGAGUUCUGCCUGUCGGCCCAGUACCAGCACGGCAUGGUGGUGUGCACGCAGACCAACAGGCAGCAGGCCGUGGAUCUGGCCUUACGCGUGGCUGACGAAAUGGAUGUCAACAUAGGCCAUGAAGUGGGUUACACCAUCCCCCUGGAGACCUGCUGCUCAUCCGACACCGUUUUGAGGUACUGCACCGACGAUAUGCUGCUGAGGGAGAUGAUGUCAGACCCUUUCCUGGAGCACUACGGGGUCAUUAUCAUCGACCAGGCCCACGAGAGGACGGUCAGCACCGACAUACUGCUGGGUCUCCUCAAGGACAUCUUGCUGCAGAGGCCCGAGCUCAGGGUGGUGGUCCUCACUGUCCCGCCAAUGACUGACAAGCUGCUCAAGCACUACGGCAGCAUCCCGCUCAUCAGCCUGGAGGCCUCGUGCCCUGCCGAGGUGGUCCACAGCAACAGCAGCAACAAGGACUACUUCUACUCAGCGCUGAGGCUGGUGCUGGAGAUCCAUCGAACCAAAGAGGGUGGAGAUGUUGUCGUGUUUUUUGCCUCAGCGGAGGAGGUCCACUGUGCCUCCAGCAUCCUCCAGAGAGAAGGCACCAGGCUGGGAGGGGAGCUGGACCAGCUGGUGCCCAUAGUCCUGUGCCCGGGCCCAGGAGGGCUGGUGCCGGUCCUGACCGAGCAAUCGGGCUCCACGAAGUCCAGGAGGGUUUAUCUCUCCACCCAGCACGGGGAGGACGUGUGGUGGGACACGGAGUCGGUCAACUUUGUUAUCGACACGGGAGUCCAGAAAAAAAUGGUGUACAAUCCCAGAGUAAGAGCUUUCUCUGAGGUCCUUCAAGCCAUCAGUCAGUGUCAGGCAGACAUACGCAAGCAGCUGUCUGGACCAACAGGUAAAUGUUUCUGCCUGUAUCCGGAGGCGGGCCCUGCAGAAAGCUCCCCGCAGAUCCUGGAGUCCAACAUCACCCCAACAGUGCUCUUCCUGAAGCGGGUGGAGAUAGCCGGGCUGGGGCAGUGCAAUUUCAUCGACAGACCAGAUCCUGAGGGUCUCAUGCAGGCGCUGGAGGAGCUGGACUACCUCGCAGCGUUGGACGACGACGGCAACUUGUCAGAAAUCGGCAUCAUAAUGUCUGAAAUCCCUCUGGAGCCUCAGAUGGCCAAAGCUCUGCUGGCGUCGUGCGAGUUCGACUGCGUGAGCGAGAUGCUGACGAUCGCCGCCAUGUUGUCAGCGCCAAGCUGCUUCCUGGAGCCAUCUGCUGGCUUGACCCGCGAGGCGGUGCAGUGUCACAGGAAGUUCCAGCACCCCGAAGGCGACCACUUCACCCUCGUAAACAUCUACAACGCCUUCAAACAGAGCCAGAGGGAGCAAUACUUGACAGUUGAAAAGUGGUGCCAGGACUACUUCCUGGACUAUUCCUCCCUGAAGACAGCCGACGCCAUCAGAUCAGAGCUGACCGACACUCUGAACAGAAUCGAGCUUCCCAUUUCUGAACCCUCGUUUGGAACCAAGACCAACACUCACAACAUCAAAAGAGCUCUGCUGGCUGGAUUCUUCAUGCAGAUCGCUCGAGACGUGGACGGAUCAGGAAACUACUUCAUCCUGACGCACAAGCACAUGGCCCAGGUGCACCCGCUCUCCGGCUACGGGGCUCAGUCGCACAAGCUGGGCCUGCCGGAGUGGGUCGUGUUCAACGAGUACAACCUGUCCGAAAACAACUGCAUGAGAACGGUGUCUGAGAUUUCCCCUCAAGUGUUCAUCCAAAUGGCACCGCUCUACUUCUUCUACAACCUGCCCCCUAGUGAAAGCAAAGACAUACUGCAAGACAUGUUGGACCCGGAGGCGUCGAAAAAGGAGAAGAAACGACGAGCAGCAGCAGCCGCCGCCGUCGACAACGGCUGCACAGCGGUGACGCCGAGUUACGACAGAUGCGUGAUCCAGUGA
Messenger RNA from Stegastes partitus (bicolor damselfish), 2211 nucleotides. It is a transcript of the gene dhx32a, whose product is annotated as DEAH (Asp-Glu-Ala-His) box polypeptide 32a. The record is from RefSeq and is a predicted model, not a curated record. Gene Ontology annotation, cellular component: intracellular anatomical structure; spliceosomal complex. The transcript has 11 exons. Gene Ontology annotation, molecular function: helicase activity; RNA binding. Bases 1 to 2211 code for a protein of 736 amino acids. Lineage: Eukaryota; Metazoa; Chordata; Actinopteri; Pomacentridae.